AUGUGUUCUGGAGCAGGAAUGUGUUCAAAAGCUGCAGGACAGUAGCGCUCUGGAGUUGCUGAUCCCUGUUUUAUGGUGUUUAACAGUAACUUUGCACAUCCUGAACCCUCAGCCACAGGUCGAUGUUGUUUCAUGACUACGUUUAUUUCACCAGAGCACUUCCUGCUGCUGUAAACCUCUAACAGGCUGAACUUCAGCCCAGUUAGCUCACUCCCAUCACCCACCAACCUCCUCUGCCUGUCGGAGCUGGCAGUCAUUCCAGCCUUCGCUCUGAGGGAGACUGGAAGCACAGACAGCGAGUUCAGGUUGGUUCAAGAAACAUCUGCAGGCUGCAUCGCUCCCGAAAUGUAUCGGCUGAUCCUGUUGACACUGGCAGUGUCAUUCAUGGUAAAUGGAGGGAAAGUCUUGGUCUUCCCUUUGGAUGGAAGUCACUGGGUCAACAUGAUCGUCAUCAUAGAAGAGCUUUACGCUAGAGGUCAUGACGUUACCAUGGUGUGGCCAUCAAAUUCCUGGUACAUCAAGCCAGACUCCCCCUACUACAAGUCCAUUCGUAUAAAUAUUACAGCAGGUUUUGAUCCAAAAAGCUUUGGCUCAUAUGUAACAAGAACCUUAAACAUGAAGCGCCAAAGUUCUUCAUUGUGGACUCACAUGUCUUUGGAGUAUGAGCUACUCACACAGUUCUAUCAGAUGCAUAUGCAUGCGCUUCAAAUGGUUGAACAGAUUUUUGAGGAUGAAGCACUAUUGCAGAGUCUCCGUGAUGCCAAAUAUGACCUGGUUCUUACUGAUCCUGCAAUUGGUGGAGGAGUACUUCUGGGUCACCGUUUGGGUCUCCCACUUGUCUAUAAUGUCAGAUGGACGAUUCAGGGAGAGGGGCAUCAAGCUAUUACACCUUCCCCACUUUCUUAUAUCCCCACAACAGGGUCAAUGCUGACUGAUAGAAUGACAUUUAUGCAGAGGGUCAGGAACAUCAUUAUUUAUAUUCUAACACGCACCCAUAUUUGGUUUAUGAUAGAACCAAACUACAAACCCUUUGUCCAUCGUCACUUUGGCAAAGACGUACAUUACAUGGAGCUGUUCCAAUCAGCCGACAUCUGGCUGAUGAGAAACGACUUCACCUUUGAGUUUCCACGACCAACAAUGCCAAACAUCAUCUACAUGUCAGGAUUCCAGUGCAAACCCUCCAARCCUCUCCCCAARCAACUGGAGGAGUUUGUACAGAGUUCUGGAGAACAUGGUGUCAUUGUGAUGACAUUGGGGACAUUGGUAGAAAAACUCCCUGAVGACAUGGCUGARGACAUUGCUGCUGCUUUUGCUGAGCUUCCCCAGAAGGUGAUCUGGAGGCACAAAGGAAAGAAGCCAUCCUCCCUUGGCAACAAUACCCUAAUCUUGGACUGGUUGCCCCAAAAUGACCUCCUUGGUCAUCCCAAAACCAAAGUGUUUGUGGCUCAUGGAGGCACCAAUGGAAUGCAAGARGCMAUCUAUCAUGGCGUUCCCUUGGUCGGCUUGCCACUCAUGUUYGAUCAGCMAGACAACUUCUUCAGGAUGGCAUCAAGAGGGGUUGCCAAAGUCCUGGACUAUGGAACUGUAAAUAAAGACGUCUUCUUGGAGGCUCUGAAGGAGGUUCUCUAUGAGCCUUCGUACAGAGAGAAGAUGAAGGAGCUGUCCAGCCUCCACAGGGAUCAGCCCAUGAAGCCUCUGGACCGAGCCAUGUUCUGGAUCGAGUUUGUCAUGAGGCACAAAGGAGCAGCCCAUCUGAGGACCGAGUCCUACAAGAUGUCCAUGAUCCAAUACCACUCUGUUGAUGUUUUGGCAUUCCUGUUGAUAAUUGUUCUGCUGCUCUUAGCUGUUUUUAUUUCUAUAGUCAAGUGUUUAUGGAGGAGAGUAUUUCAUCGAACCAAAGCCAAAAAGGAAUAAUUUUCAUGACCAUAAACAUCUUUACAUGCACUUCAUCACAACAAAAAUAUUGAAGUACAUGAAAACAAAUAGGAUUAUGUAGCUGAAUGGGCUGACCUAAAUUAGUUUAAUCAUUAUUUAAGGACAAUCAGAGUAUAAGUUGGAAAUCAAUCUAAGUUUCUUCAGUCACAGAAAGGAAUGACGGUAAAACCACAGAUUUCUGUUGAAGCUACUUUUCUCUGAAGUCUGCCUAUAAAAAUUAUGUUUCUGAAUUUCUAAUAUUUAUAAUUUAUAUUCUAAUUUCUAUUUCUGAGGAGAAGUGAGAAGCUCUUCAUCAGAUGUCAUUUUGAUAUAUAAAUUUAAAAACUAAGUAAAACAUGGUAUUUUUACAUGACAGGAAUAAUCAAAGGUUUCAUUGGAAUAUGGUGUUAUAUUUAUAAUUUAUUGGUUAAUUAGCAGAAAAAUUGCCUGAAGUUUGCAGGAGUGAUAACAAAAUGAUGGGUUUAAGGUAAUUAUGAAUGUUUUUGAAUUAUUUUUGUUAUUCAAUAGAAACUGCAUGAAUAAAUGAGCCCGACAUGUUUUUUUAUUCUCUGCAGGAACAAAAUGUUCAUGUUAAUGUAUGAAUUAAUGAAGUAUGAGUUUGAUUUAAUAAAGUUUAAAAAAAAAAUUUUAUAAUAACAUUUGUCAUUAAAGCAAACAUCUUGCUUUAUAAUUAUUAAACAUCAUUUGGGCAA
This is a messenger RNA of Poecilia reticulata (guppy), 2627 nucleotides long. Lineage: Eukaryota; Metazoa; Chordata; Actinopteri; Cyprinodontiformes; Poeciliidae. The record is from RefSeq and is a predicted model, not a curated record.